AUGCGCGCCCUCGUCGUGACCAAGAAGGGCGUCUCCGUGCAGGACUUCCCCGUGCCCGCCAAGCUCGCCGACACCGACGUCCUCGUCAAGGUCUCCGCCGUCGCGCUCAACCCCACCGACUGGAAGAGUGCUGCUCUCGAGCGGGCGCGCCCGCCGGGCACCGUCGUAGGCUGCGACUUCGCUGGCACCGUCGUCUGCGCCGGCCCCGCCGUGCCCGCCUCGCGCGCGCUCGGCAUGCGCGUCGCCGGCUUCACGAUGGGCGGGACACACGCAGACGGCGGCGCGUUCGCCGAGUAUGCGUGCGCGAUCUCGGACGCGGAGGCGGCCGCGAUGGGCUGCGCGUUCUGGACGGCUGCGCUGGGCCUGUACGCGCGCGCGCACCUCGCGCUCGCGUACCCGCCCGCGCAGGCCGAGGGCGAGCAGUGGGUGUACGUGCACGGGGGCAGCUGUGACGGGCGUCGGCCUCUCCGCGUCCAGCUCGCCGCGCUCUCGGGGUACAGGGUCGUCGCGACCGCGUCCCCGCACAACCACGAGCUCGUGCGCGGCUUCGGCGCCGACGCCGUGUUCGACCACCGCGACCCGGACGUCAUCGCACUGGUCAAGGCCGCGGCGGGUGACGCGAUCGCGCUCGCGUACGACACGAUCGGCGACGCGCGCGCGCAGGCGACGUGCGUCGCGGUCGUGCGCCCCACUGGCGGCAAGGUGUUGCACAUCCUCCCUGUCGACUGCGAGGCUGCGGACCGCGCCGAGGUCGAGCAUGAUUACUUGCUGCUGUACACGGCGUUGGGGCGCGAUUGGACGUGGGGGGACAAGGCUUGGUCCGCUGUGCCGGAAGACCGCGAGGAGAUGGCCAGGUUCUUGGAAGUGCUCCCGGAGUUGGUGGGUGAGGGUGGGAUCAGACCGCUGCCCGUGAAGAUGUGGGAGGGCGGCUUGGACGCGAUCCCAGAUGGGCUGGACUACCUCAAGGAAGGAAAGGCAAGCGGGGAGAAGGUCGUGUUUCGGAUUUGA
Epithele typhae is the source of this 1008-nucleotide messenger RNA. RefSeq names its product GroES-like protein. The record is from RefSeq and is a predicted model, not a curated record. Bases 1 to 1008 code for a protein of 335 amino acids. Gene Ontology annotation, molecular function: oxidoreductase activity, acting on NAD(P)H. The transcript has 5 exons. Lineage: Eukaryota; Fungi; Basidiomycota; Agaricomycetes; Polyporales; Epitheliaceae.